UUAUAUUAUAACGUUAAAUAAUAAAUAAAAUUAUGUUUUAAUAAAAGACUUUAAAAAUGUAAUUUGGAGCAAGGUCGAAGUUUAAGCGAUUUUCUCAACACUGUUCCUUCACUCGUCCUUCCGAUAUUUUGACGCCUCCGCCAUUAAAAUGCUUUUCAACCUUCUCCGCAGUAUGCUCUCAGCUUCCCACUACACCAACAACACAAAAGAGAACCACACUCCAACUUCUUUUAAUGAAACCCACUUUAGCUCAAACAAGCAAGACCAUGUACGAAUGCCCCGUCAAACCCUCCGAGUCUGAUCCUUUCCUUCUCUUUCUUGUUCGUCAGUUACAGGACCUGAAGAGAUACGUCCUAGCUCUUAUCCUUUGCUUGCCCACUUCCCUUUUCGCUCUUAUUCUCCUUCUCCUCUUAAUAUACAAUGGCUUCUCUGUCUUCGACCUUCACCUCCCUUUUCCGGCCAAGUCCCCGGCCGUUCCCGCCAAUUUCUCCCCGGGGAAUUCCGCCGGAGAGUCGAUGAAAAAAGGGUCCUCUUUUUCGUCUUCUUCUUCUUCGUCCUAUUCUUCAAAGCUGGCUGCUUCAGUGAUGUAUGCAAGGAAAGAAGAAAAGCCAUCUGUGAUUUUGAAGACCCAGUCGCCCCUUUUGCGCAAAUCACGCUUUUCAAUCCUACCCAUAACCAAUUCUUCGAUUUCCAGGCCGAGACGAGCCCGAAAGCACAAGCGCAAGCGCAAGCUCGAGAGUGUGCCCUCCGAAGUUCGGCCCAUUCCUUUUUCAGCAAGAAUCGAGAAUUUCUUCGCUGGAAAUUCUACUGCCUCUUGUAAGUUUCGGUUCUUUAUGACCAGGAUUUCGAUGAAGUCAUUUGGUGAUAGAGAAGUGUUGGCUAUGGAAAGCUUGUUUAAGUCUCACCCAAAUGCUUGCCUGGUCAUUGUCUCAAAUUCAAUGAAAUCAAGCAGGGGAAGUCGAGUUCUGAAACCUUUCUUAGAUGAGGGGUUCAGAGUAAUGGCUAUUAAUCCGGAUUAUGAUUAUAUAUUCAAGAAUACUCAUGCGGAAGCGUGGUUUGAUAGGCUAAGGAAAGGGAUUGUGGAUCCUGGGGUGGUUUCUUUGGGUCAAAAUCUCUCUAAUUUGCUUAGGCUCGCUUUACUUUAUAAGUUUGGAGGUAUUUAUGUUGACACAGAUGUUAUAGUGCUGAGGAGUUUCUCACAGUUGAGAAAUGUGAUAGGUGCUCAAACUAUUGAUGAUGAAACUGGGAAUUGGAGCCGAUUGAACAAUGCUGUGUUGAUAUUCGACAAGAAUCAUCCUCUGCUUUACAAGUUCAUUGAAGAAUUUGCACUAACUUUCGAUGGGAACAAGUGGGGGCAUAAUGGCCCUUACCUAGUCUCAAGAGUUGUUUCCAGGCUGAGUGGAAGGCCUGGAUUUAAUUUCACUGUGUUGCUGCCAUCGGCAUUUUAUCCUGUUGAUUGGAGUCGGAUUCGAAGUCUGUUUCGAGGGCCUAGAGACGAGCUGCAUUCAAAAUGGUUGCUUAAAAAGUUGAGGCAGAUCCAGUCCAGAAGUUUGGUCGUUCACUUGUGGAAUAGGCAGAGUAGGAAGCUAGAGGUUGAAAAGGGAAGCAUCAUCAGUCAUAUAGUCUCCGAUUGUUGUAUCUUCUGCAAUUCUGCGCUUUACAGCUUGUAAUUACUGAAUAAGUACGACAAUGGCAAAUUGUCUUCUGCAAUCGUUCGUUGUUGUUGAAUGUGGUUAUGCCUUAUGAACAACUUGGUUCAUUCCACCAUUACAGUCCAGAAAGAAAGAAUGUUAGGAAUUGCUAACCGCUUUUUCUUUCUUUAAAAUCAACGGGUACUCAUAGUUCAGAAAUUAUGUCUGUGGCAUUAAAAUUGUUGCUCCUGUAUCUUUAUAUGAGAUCUAGAAUGCAAAAGAACAUAGUUUUAAGCUUCCAUAUUUUUGUUACCGUUCAUGAUGAUACAUAAGAUGGCAAGUCUCAAAUAGAAUUUGAUUGUUCAAGAACUAAAGAAAGAAACUCAUCACCAUCUUGAAGGACAUUUGAGAUAUA
Molecule: messenger RNA, 2046 nt
Organism: Juglans microcarpa x Juglans regia
Lineage: Eukaryota; Viridiplantae; Streptophyta; Magnoliopsida; Fagales; Juglandaceae
Product: lactosylceramide 4-alpha-galactosyltransferase-like
Exons: 1
Coding region: 234-1670 (478 amino acids)
Source: RefSeq, a predicted model, not a curated record